Messenger RNA from Ziziphus jujuba (common jujube), 1786 nucleotides. RefSeq lists its product as uncharacterized. The record is from RefSeq and is a predicted model, not a curated record. Bases 285 to 1754 code for a protein of 489 amino acids. Lineage: Eukaryota; Viridiplantae; Streptophyta; Magnoliopsida; Rosales; Rhamnaceae. The transcript has a single exon. Gene Ontology annotation, molecular function: glycosyltransferase activity.
ACUAUCCCACGCCACACGGGCCAUCCCUGCAAGUUAUUAAUCAAAAUUACAAAAUCUAUGGCACAUGAAAAUUUCUCUUUUUUAUCAAAAGCAGGAGUUACAAACCCACUUAAACCCAUCCCAAUUCCAUUUCCUCAGUGCGUUCCACCCACCCCCCACCUCUCUCCUUUUACUUUUGUCAUCAACUUUCCCACAUAAUUUUCCUGGAUUUUCUUAAACACAUCCAAACAGACAUCUUUCCAAGAUUCAAUCCCCCCACCCCUCCCUAUUAUUUUUUCCCCAACAUGGCCUUCAACUCCAAACCCAAGAAACCCAUUUCCUCUUCCCAAUCCCGUCUCUGUACCACUCUGUUCUUCAUCGUCCUUUUCACUAUUCCAGCUCUUUUCCUCCUCCACACCCCCACUACCGUUUCUCUCUGCUCCACCUUCUCCGGCCACCACGUCAACCCCUUUUCCGGCGACCUCCUCAUUGCCAAGUUCGCAUGGAACCGUCUCCCUUUCGAUGAAUUCCAUCCCCCUCCUAUUCCUCUCAAAAUCGCCGUCUUUUCCCGGAAAUGGCCCAUCGGAACAACACCGGGAGGGAUGGAACGCCAUGCCUAUACUUUGCACACAGCUCUAUCUCGCCGAGGCCAUGAAAUUCAUGUCUUUACCUCUCCACCUCCAUAUGGUGAUGUUCAGGACCUCAAGAACAGCCAUGGAAGCCCAACUGGCUCUUCCCCUUAUAUCCAUUGCCAUGAAGGCGAACCAGGAAAAUGGAGAUACAACAAAGCUUGGGAACAAUUCGUUGAAGAAAACCAGAGGGAACCUUUCGAUGUUGUUCAUUCGGAAAGCGUGGCACUUCCUCAUUGGCUAGCUCGGAAUCUCCAAAACCUUGCGGUUUCUUGGCAUGGAAUAGCUCUUGAGAGCUUGCAAUCCGAUAUCUUCCAAGAUUUAACACGAAAACCCACCGAACCCAUGUCACCGGCUUUCAAUAAAAGCGUCCAAAUGGCAAUCCCGAAGAUUCUCAACGAAAUAAGGUUCUUCAAGAACUAUGCUCACCAUGUUGCUAUAAGCGAUAGCUGUGGUGAAAUGUUGAGGGAUGUUUACCAAAUUCCUGAUAAAAGAGUCCAUGUGAUUCUCAAUGGUGUCGAUGAGGAUGAUUUUGGUGAAGAUUCUCAAUUAGGAAACGUUUUCAGAUCAAGAAUUGGGAUCCCAAAGAAUGCGAGUUUAGUUCUUGGAGUAGCAGGGAGAUUGGUGAAGGAUAAAGGUCAUCCUCUGCUUCAUGAAGCAUUUUCAAGGUUCGUGAUGAAGAACCCAGAUGUGUAUUUGAUCGUUGCUGGUUCUGGCCCUUGGGAGAAUCGGUAUAGAGAUUUGGGUCAUCGAGUUUUUGUUGUGGGAUCCUUGAGUCCGUCUGAACUGAGAGGCUUUUAUAACGCCAUCGAUGUGUUUGUUAAUCCGACUCUGAGACCUCAGGGACUGGAUCUUACUCUAAUGGAGGCCAUGAUGAGCGGGAAACCGGUAAUGGCGUCGAGGUUUCCGAGUAUAAAAGGGACAAUUGUUGUGGAUGAUGAAUUUGGAUAUAUGUUUUCUCCGAACGUGGAGUCUCUAAUGGAGUCCUUGGAACUGGUUGUCAAGGAUGGAGCUAAGAGGUUAGCACAAAGAGGAAAGGCUUGCAUGAGAUAUGCGGUUUCAAUGUUUACGGCAAGGAAGAUGGCUUUGGCAUAUGAGAGAUUGUUUCUUUGUAUAAAAAACGAUACAUUUUGUACCUACGCUUAGACAUAGACGAUGAUCUAAUUCCGCUUUUAAUU